Molecule: messenger RNA, 906 nt
Organism: Drechmeria coniospora
Lineage: Eukaryota; Fungi; Ascomycota; Sordariomycetes; Hypocreales; Ophiocordycipitaceae
Exons: 1
Coding region: 1-906 (301 amino acids)
Source: RefSeq, a predicted model, not a curated record
AUGCGCACGCUCCUCGCGCUUCUCGGCCUCGCGCUAUCGGCCCACUCGAUAUGCUACUAUCCCAAUGGUGCCGUGUCCAGACAGGACACACCCUGCCGCAACGACCUUGACCAGUCGGCGUGCUGCGGCCAGGGCUUCGCCUGUCUCAGCAACGGCAUGUGCAAGACGACGGGUCGUGAGCAGGACACGCCACCCGACACGAAUUACCUUCGCGGAAGCUGCACCGACAGGUCCUGGCGGAGUGGCAACUGCCCAUCAUUCUGCCUUCAGGAGAACAUGGACAACAUCGGGGCCGCCUCGGGAGUGCAGGCCUGCCCGGGCGACUAUUCCGAGACUCGCUUCUUCUGCAUCAACAAACAGGCCGACGGCUGCAGAAUCGCUGGAAAGGUCUUGGUUUUUCCAUGUAAGUCCUUGUCUCCUUAUCGACCGGGAACGAACGUCGACAUUCGCGGCGAAUAUGAGACUGACAACGAGCGUUGCCAAGCACCCACUGUUGUCACCACUAUAGGAUAUCAAGCCAAUAUCCCCUCGUCCGGAUCCUCCACGACGGCGACAUCCACACCUCCUAGCACGCAAAGUGUCCCGCCCAUGGAUCCUGACGGCAGAAUGGGCAACAACAACAACAACGACAACAACAAUAACAAAAGCAGCAGCAGCAGCGGAAGCAGCGGAAGCAGCAGCGCAACGCAGGUAGGUGUCGGCAUUGGCGUCGGCGUAGGGGUUGGCAUCCCCGUCUUGGCCGGCGCUGGCGCCGCACUCAUCGUCAUGAACCGGCGGAGGAGGAAGGCGGCUGCGGCCUCACAGUUUGUCGGACCAACUGAGCAGUUCAAGAACCAAGAACCUCGAGAGAUGGCCCACUCUGCGGAGACGCAGGUAAUGAUGCCCCGGCACGAACUGUCCACGUAG